GAUCAAAUUCGGGUCCAUCAAGCAAGGAGCUAAAAACAGCAAUCAAGGAGAGAACUUGAAUUCUCUUUCUAGGGGUUUAACAAAAAACGAAUGCUGGGCUACGAGCACUGACACAGUAGUUGCAAAUGGUUUCUCUAUCAACUUGGUUUCGAUACAUAGCUCACAAGUUCGAGUACUCCGUCUCCCUCAGCUGGAAGAGCUAUAAAAGAGGUCAAAUCAGUGACAGAGAAGUUGGUGAUGCAAUAUGGAAAAAUCUAUUUCAGGGGAGGUUGACUUAUUUACACUGGAAUAAAGGACAAGAGAUGACUCCAACAAUAGGAGAUCAAGGGGGAACACUUCUUGUUCGGAAAUUACCCGCUGCAGAUCCAACGCGUGUCUUUGUUGGAGAUGUAGUGGUUUUGAAGAAUCCUGAGAAUUCAGAUGGCUACCUAGUCAGAAGGUUGGCUGCAGUUGAAGGGUAUGAAAUGGCGUCUACUGAUGAGAAGGAUGAACCCUUUCUUCUUGAAAAGGAUCAGUGUUGGGUUUUGGCUGACAAUGAGAAGUUGAAGCCCAAGGAAGCAAAUGACAGUCGAAUAUUUGGUCCAGUUCCCAUGUCAGACAUAGUUGGCCGAGUCAUAUAUUGUCUGCGAACAGCUGUGGACCAUGGUCCUGUUCAGAACAGUAAUUUCAGCAUGAACAGUGAUCUGCCAGUGUUGGAAGUGGAACUGGAUGUGGAGGAGAUGGCAAAAAAUCAUAAAGCAUAGACCAUGCACGUCAAUAGCUCAAAAAGUGCAGCAACUGAGUGACCGGCUGAGAAGCAUGAAGGCGGCCAUAGUUCAAUUCUGAGUUUCGAGUUUAUUUAGCAUUUCAUAACUACAGGAUUGUCAUCUGAAAACUAGACCAGGAGAAUGAAGAUAAAUGGAAGCUUUGCACUGCUUUGUGGAUGUUGCGUCUAAUUGCCAUAUAUGAACUUUGUUAAGAUCUGAUUUUUAUACUUUUUUAACACCUGGGAAUGUUUUUCUCUUAUUUAUUUUUGGCUUUCAAAUAAAUUUCAGGCUUAUCUCGGCCAUGUCAUUUUUCA
Manihot esculenta (cassava) is the source of this 1060-nucleotide messenger RNA. RefSeq lists its product as uncharacterized. Gene Ontology annotation, molecular function: serine-type endopeptidase activity. The transcript has 6 exons. The coding region runs from base 126 to 743 and encodes 205 amino acids. The record is from RefSeq and is a predicted model, not a curated record. Lineage: Eukaryota; Viridiplantae; Streptophyta; Magnoliopsida; Malpighiales; Euphorbiaceae.